GUUAGCCAAGCACUAGCUGUUGGGGCUGGGAGCUAGGACCUAGAGGGACACUCAGAUCUUCAAAAACCUCCCUGGACCUGCAUGUCAGAUAAGUGGAUACAUCAGAGACGUGACUGAAAGUAAAGGAGUUACACAGAGUUGGCAUGACCGUCAGACACACUCUGAGGACUUUGUUACUAUUUACUUAAACUGGCUGGCCUUUGAAACUCCUUCCCUAUGACCAAGAUUCUUCAAUUCCUGCUUCCUACAGAACUGACAUCACACUUUUUCCUAACUGGCCAGGGUGAAUGACCAGGAAGGGACUGGUGUCAGGAACGUGGUAUUUGAAAGCUGCAGCAUGGGACAAGGAGAUUCCUGACAAGAAGUUUGGAUCUGUGUCUGUGACUCCCAUGAAAAUCAAGACCCUGGAAGGGGGCAACCUGCAAGUGAAGUUCACUGUCCUGAUUUCAGGACGGUGCCAGGAGAUGAGCACUGUCCUAGAGAAGACAGAUGAACCUGGCAAAUACACAGCCUAUAGUGGCAAACAGGUAGUCUACAGCAUACCAUCUGCAGUGGAGGACCACUAUAUCUUCUACUAUGAGGGCAAAAUACACAGACAUCAUUUCCAAAUUGCAAAACUCGUGGGCAGAAACCCUGAGAUCAACCAGGAGGCCCUGGAAGAUUUUCAGAAUGCUGUAAGAGCUGGAGGCCUCAACCCAGACAACAUCUUCAUCCCCAAGCAGAGUGAAACAUGCCCUCUAGGAAGCAAUUAGGGAAGUGGUGCCUUGUUCCAGCUUUUCCACACGGCAUUGCUGCACUCUACACAGACCCACUGGGCACAGGACACAGAAGCAGCUCCUUCACUGUCCCUUCUGGCUUUGCCCACCCCUGCCCUCUGCCUCCCUCUUCCCUGCUUCUCUAUAAAGAACUUCAUCAUC
This is a messenger RNA of Rattus norvegicus (Norway rat), 917 nucleotides long. RefSeq names its product von Ebners gland protein 2 (gene Vegp2). Gene Ontology annotation, molecular function: small molecule binding. The record is from RefSeq and is a predicted model, not a curated record. NCBI's taxonomy places the organism in Eukaryota, Metazoa, Chordata, Mammalia, Rodentia, Muridae. Gene Ontology annotation, cellular component: extracellular region.